Tetrapisispora phaffii CBS 4417 is the source of this 801-nucleotide messenger RNA. It is a transcript of the gene RRP42, whose product is annotated as exosome non-catalytic core subunit RRP42. NCBI's taxonomy places the organism in Eukaryota, Fungi, Ascomycota, Saccharomycetes, Saccharomycetales, Saccharomycetaceae. The coding region runs from base 1 to 801 and encodes 266 amino acids. The transcript has a single exon. Gene Ontology annotation, biological process: U1 snRNA 3'-end processing; TRAMP-dependent tRNA surveillance pathway; U5 snRNA 3'-end processing. The record is from RefSeq and is a predicted model, not a curated record. Gene Ontology annotation, cellular component: nuclear exosome (RNase complex); cytoplasmic exosome (RNase complex).
AUGACAUUGUCAAUUGCAGAAAAAUCGUAUUUAUAUGAUUCGUUAACAGCUUCGCCUUCCAUCAGACCAGAUGGCCGGAAGCCUCAUCAAUUCAGACCUAUCGAAGUAUCUACAGAUUUUUUACCAAGUUCUAAUGGUUCUUCCAGAAUUAUUUCUGGCGACGGUAGUGAGUGUAUUGUUAGUGUAAAGGCCAAAGUCAUCGAUCACACUUUGAGUGACGAAGAAUUGAUCCAAGUCGAUUUGGAUAUUGCUGGAGAGAGAACAGAUUCUCCACAGGUUGAAACUUUGAUGUCUUUAUUAAAUAAGGUCUUAAAAUCAGGGCCAGGGUUUGAGCAUUCCCGUCUUCAAUUGACUGAAAGGUAUAGCUUUAAAAUAUUUAUUGAUAUAUUGGUUAUUUCUUCAAAUUGCAAUCCAGCAUCACUUAUAUCAUUUGCUAUGUUUUCAGCAUUAAAUACAACUACACUACCGAAACUUAUAUCAAGUUUCGAUGAUUUGAAAGUUGAAGAAUUACCUAUGUUUGAUGAUUAUGACUUAGUAAACUUAAAAUUAAAAUCUCCAUUAGUUUUUCUUCUAGCUAUUGUUGGUAAUAAUUUAAUUGUUGAUCCAGAUGCAAAUGAGUCAGAGGUAUGUGAUAAUGCAAUAAUUGUUACAUGGUUGGAUGGGAAAAUAAGAAGCCCAAUAAGAACCUUAACAUUGAAUAAUUCUUACUCUAAAGGUUUCGAUCCUACUUUACUUCAAAAAGGUCUUAAAUUGAUAGAAGAAAAUGCAGCUGCUGUUUUAACUGCGUUAGAAAGCUCAUAA